This is a messenger RNA of Limulus polyphemus (Atlantic horseshoe crab), 1278 nucleotides long. RefSeq lists its product as uncharacterized. The coding region runs from base 327 to 1028 and encodes 233 amino acids. The record is from RefSeq and is a predicted model, not a curated record. Lineage: Eukaryota; Metazoa; Arthropoda; Merostomata; Xiphosura; Limulidae. The transcript is spliced from 7 exons.
UGGUCCGCCUUAGUGUCGUCUCCAACAGAUCACAGUAGCGUAACGGUGGCUUCGGGACGCACUUUUUUGUAGGCGUGAGUCGAGGUCGUGGCGAAUAUAACAAACUAGAUACAACACUGAUGUAGGGGAACGCGGACCUCAGUAUAUGUUUGUAAUCUUGCAAGCAGAGGGUCACUGCACUCGUUUAUAUAUAAUGGAAAAACUAUAAUUCUGCUCUAUUACUGCUUGAAAUAGUGUUCUACUACUUAUAAAGUUACAAAGUUUCUUGAUACCUUUAGAGAGAGCUAAAGGAUCAAAGAAAUAAGCAGGAUCAUUAGUGAUCAAAUAUGACCACAGUUCCUGAGAAGCUCCUGGAACCACUGGAGGGAGGAAAGAUCAGAGAAAAACUGCGUGCAACCUGUAUGUCACGUUCCAGGAAAACUGAAGAUGAUCAAAAACGAGGACCUCUUAUGGUAAAACAUCCUGAAGGAGUGGCUGAAAUAAAGAAGACUAUGCUACAGGAAAACACUGUGUCAAUUAUAAACAUGACAAAUAAAAGAUCAUGUAGAACUCCUUCACCACCAAGAAGCUGUUCAAAACCUUCAACAAAUCUGACCAAAUUAGCGAGUUCUCCUGCUCUGAACCUUCUUUGUCCUGACAAGCCACACACAGAAGCAUUAGUACCAUCCAAGGGCAUCAAUCAGCCAUGUUCACAACCAUCAUCUCCAGGUCCUAUUCUAAGGUCCCCAAUCAGAGUUAAACCAGUUCCAAGACCACCAUCACCUUCAAUGCACUUGAAUGAAAGAAGAGCUUCAUCCCCAACAAGUGGGCCUAAUCAUGAAUUGAUGGAAAGAAUACGUGAGCAGAUCUCUAAAGUUCAACGAGCAAAGCUAUACUUAUUAAGACAACUUGGUCCAUGUUCUUUUUGGUUGUUGGAGACUUGCCAGACCAAAAAUAUAAAGUUAUUAUUGGACCUCAGACUUGCACGUGCGACCGAGGGCCCCAUUGUAUCCACGUGCUCUUUGUUAUGCUCCGGGUACUACAAAUAAAAGAAACAGACGUCCGGCUGUUCUCUAAGAGAUUGAAGAACUACGAGGUGGAAGAUUUUGUUCGAAAAUAUCAACUACGAAAAAAACGACGUUUAAGGAACGCGACUCCUAACGUUGAGGACAAACUGCCACCCCGACCUGCUGUAGUGAUAAGAAAUAUGAAGUCCCGCUCAGAAUCUUCUAUACCCGAAGCUGCGUCUUUGGAAAAACAACGGUAACUUGUAUUAGUUUUUCUUACCAGUAUAUUAAC